AUGGACGAUAUGUCAUACUGUUCAUUUUCUGGAGGAGAGGAGUACACUCACCAUUUCCACCCCGGCAUAUACGUGUGUUCGGAGUGUGGCCAUGAGUUGUUCUCCAGCAGCUCAAAGUUUCAGCACUCCUCUCCUUGGCCUGCGUUCUCACAGACCAUUCACCCAGACAGUGUGUCCAAACACCCUGAAGCAUGGGGUCCUUUAAAGGUGUGCUGUGGAAACAGCGCGCUCCAGUUCAUCCCCAACAAUGCUGGCCUUUAUAUUGAUGAGCUGAAGACCAAAAUGCAGGAGAUGCACCUGAGGAAAGAAAUGGAAGAGCGGAUAAGCAAAUUCAAGGAGGUAAUGAAAGAGGCCGUCGACGAGAACCUACGCCUGAAAUAUGAACUGAACUUUCUGAAGAAGAAUCCCUCCAAGCAGCAGACCCAGGACCCUCAGGAGGGCCUCGCACCACACUAUCCUCAGCAGAUGCGGAGACGCAAUCAACUGUUUAAAGAGCACUGUGGUCACUGGAGGAAGGAGAAUGCUGUUUUGGUUCUUUGGUUCCGAGAAAAUCAACUCAUGGGAUGUAGCGGAUGCAGAGGCAGGUUCAACUCCGGAAAGGUGCUGUCCAAAGCGUCCUUGUCCUUGACCAUGCUCCUUAUCUUCUCCUACUGCUUCUACUGCCUCAGCGGACUGUGCAACUCUGCUCCCAGGACUUUAUACCGGACAGACAACUUCAUGGACUAUGAUUUUACAGAUGAACUGUCGCCCCGCGUCUUCCCUGACGCGCACAACAGCAGUGACGCUCAGCAGGUGGACGUGGGACGCUCUCCCAGCAGCAGCCUCCCGGUGUCCAACACGUUCGGGGCCAAGCGCUUCCCACAGGCGAUCAUCAUCGGGGUGAAGAAAGGAGGCACCCGGGCUCUGCUGGAGUUCCUGCGCAUUCACCCAGACGUCAGAGCCGUGGGCGCAGAGCCGCACUUCUUCGACAGGUUUUACGACAAAGGUCUAGAUUGGUACAGGAACUUGAUGCCACGGACGCUGGACGGCCAGAUCACCAUGGAGAAGACCCCCAGCUACUUUGUGACUAAAGAAGCAGCCGCUCGAAUCUGCUCCAUGAACUGUCAGACCAAGCUCAUCGUGGUGGUGCGGGACCCCGUAACCAGAGCCAUUUCAGAUUACACCCAAACUUUGACCAAAAGCCCUGGCCUCCCCUCGUUCCAGAGCCUGGCUUACAAAAACUCCUCCGGUGAAGAGAUCGAUGACACCUGGAGCGCGGUGCGGAUCGGACUGUACGCCAAACACAUGGACAACUGGCUCCGGCACUUCCCCCGCAACCUCUUUCUCUUCGUCAGCGGAGAGAGGCUGGUGUCCGACCCGGCUGGGGAGAUGGGGCGGGUCCAGGACUUUCUCGGUCUGAAAAGAGUCGUGUCAGACAAACAUUUCUAUUUCAAUGAGACCAAGGGUUUUCCGUGUCUCAAGAAGCCGGAGGGGAGCAGUAGGCCGCGCUGUCUGGGCAAGUCCAAAGGCAGAACACACCCAGAGAUCCCCACGGAGGUGCUCCAGAGACUCCGGCAAUUCUACAGACCCUACAACAAGCUGUUCUAUCAGAUGAGCGGACAGAACUUUGGAUGGGACUGA
This is a messenger RNA of Knipowitschia caucasica, 1620 nucleotides long. The record is from the annotation of a GenBank genome assembly. Lineage: Eukaryota; Metazoa; Chordata; Actinopteri; Gobiiformes; Gobiidae.